AUGGAGGAAGUUUCGAUGAAUUGGAUAAAUGAAAGAAUCCAUGACAAAAAACAUUUUACGGCAAGAUGGUUGGAAGUUUUAUCACAAUCCACUGGACAAUCACCGGAUAAUUUGGCCAAAAUUAUUGGAGGCGUUUUAUUUUUGCUUUUGGCACUGGCGAAUAAACAGGUUCGUGAAAAUUCUCGGGAUUCUUGGAGUACUGUGGGCUCGCGCAUUGUGUGCAUUAGUGUGUACACCAAAAACACUAGAGUUUACGCCGGCUUAUUUUUAUUUUUUUAUUUUUGACACGUACUAGUAUUCUCCAAGGGAAAAGCGACAUCGGAGAGAUUCUCAGGGUUCCCAUAUGUUAUACUUUAAGCGUGUCAAUUUCUAAAAUCUGGGGGGGUUCCCAAUUUUUAAAAAUCCCCAGAAAUUUCUUCGCGAAAACACACAGCGCGUAUUUCGCGUCAAGGUUGCGCGUAGGAUUUGUUGUUUGCGGGCUGUCGGUGUUGACAUACACUCUUAUUUUUUCCGUUCUUUCUUUAGGUUUGGGAUUUUUUUGGCCCUCGGCCGUAGUACUAAAGUGUGUCUUCCCAAUGAAACUCUAUAAAUAUGGUUUUUGCAGGGUCAUUACAUUGCCAAUCCAAUCCUCGUCCUUAUUCCAUUUCUACUAAUAUUUGUCUAUCCAAGUGAAAAACCAACCGAUUCGUCACUCUACGUUUAUUUCACAACAUUUGGUUUUCUAACAGUUUUCGAUCGCAAUUUCGAACAUAUUCCACUUUAUUAUGUCAUCAAAUUGCUUAUUCUUCUUCUCCUUUAUCUUCCACCAUUCAAUUUGGCUGAAGUUAUUGAUGAACAAAUCAAGAAAUUGUUGAAUAAUGACGAGAAGCAGGAGAAAAAGGAUGAACCAGCAAAAGCCGAGAGUUCAAAGAGAGAAUCAUUGAGAAAACCACCAUCAAAACGUGAAGCAUUGCCAGAACCUGCACCUGCACCAGCUCAAGAACCUCCAAAAGAGGCUGCAGCUCCCGAACCAGUUGCCGUUCCUGUCCAAGCUCCACAAGAAGCUGCACCUGCUCCACCAGUUGAACCUGCACCUGCUCCGCCAGCUGAACCUGUUGCUGCACCAGCGCCUGAACCUGCACCUGCCCCACCAGCUGAACCUGUUGCUGCUCCAGCCCCUGAGCCUGCAGCUGCUCCACCAGCUGCUCCAGAAGCUCCUCCAGCGCCAACUCCAGAACCACAACAAGUUGCAACACCAGCCCCACCAAUUGAAUCGAAAAGUGGAUCAGAUUUGGCAGCUGGAUCACAACGUAUGAAAUAUUCAGAUAAUCCAAUGGCAUCAGGAAGUUUCCAUAAUUUAAGAUCGGAACCAGAUGGAUUUAAUUCGAAAUGUGAGUUUGAUUCUAGCGAAGCUCUAAACCAAAAAAAUUAUUUUUUUGCAGUAAUUGGACCAGGAAACAAUCUUCACGAUCUCGUAUUUUUCCCAAUGGAUGCUCUCGUUUUCAAUGCUCCAUUCGAUUUCGAAAAUCUCACAUAUCAUAUGAAAGUUCGAAAUAAUUCACAUCAUCGUAUUGCAUAUGCAAUUAAAGGAAAUGCAGUUCCACGUGUCAUGUGUUCUCCACCAAUGGGAAUAUUUGAAUUGAAAGAAACGAAAAUUAUUGCGGUAACAGUGCAGAAAUUCGAAUGGAAUUGUGCGGAUUUUGAAAAAGAUCGUGUUGCAUUCGAUUAUGUUAUUCUACCGGAUAAUGUCAAGGAUAAACAAUUUUCGAUGAAAAUGUUCCAGAAUUGUGAUGCUAAAAGAAGAAAGAAUAUCAAGAUUUUGUAUAAUCCAUGA
Messenger RNA from Caenorhabditis angaria, 1813 nucleotides. The record is from the annotation of a GenBank genome assembly. NCBI's taxonomy places the organism in Eukaryota, Metazoa, Nematoda, Chromadorea, Rhabditida, Rhabditidae.